UACAGGUCUGAACUACACAAUCUCCUAAAGCUAAUAUCCGAGUGUAACUUAUGGGGUAUAAAAACAUUACGCAGACUUUACCAUUUUAUUACAAAUUAUGUGUGAAAACGAAAGCUUCAUUUGCUGGCUAAUUCUACCCCUGUCUCCCCUACUAUUCAUUAAUUCAUAUCGAUUGCGAUUGAUAGCAAACAUGAAAAAAUUAACAGUGAAAGGUAUUUUUUGAAAAAGAUCAAACUUAAUCACAACGAUUUUACCCAUCCAUUACAUGGCGUUGACCUUACGAAUUUGAGCAUUUCGCGAAGUGUUUUCCACUUCGUCAUCUUUUUCUCAUGUUUUUUCUUCAUGAAAUAGGGACAAUUUGUGAUCUUUAAAUCAUUUAUCAUCACCCGAGAAAUGGCUAAUGCAAGAUCUUCCGCAACAACGGAUGCACCAUCGUCUAUCAUCCGCACGGGAUAUGUAUUGAUGGUGACCCAGUUGAUCCUAGGAGUGUUUGUUGUUGGAUUAUUUUGGUACAACAUCAAUGAAUACAAGGUCCUUUCUGAUAUGACCCCCAUCAGGUUGAUUUUCUUGGUCACCCCCGGAACUUUUAUCAUUGGCAAUUUUUGCUUUCUCUGUGCCAGUUUCAUCACAAUCAAAUCCGGAGGGAUCAUCUUCCGGACAAGCCUUGACUUGAUCUAUCACACCGUGGCCUUCAUAGCUUAUCUAGCGGCCUCCAUUGCCUUUUUCGUGGAGAUCUUGACAACUCUAUGGCCUUCAAAUUCGGUCUACAACUGCUAUCUAACAUCAUCAGUGAUUGGAAUUGUUGUAUCCGGACUCUAUUUCAUAAGUGCAUUCCUAACAUUUAAAUUCUACCGACAUGUCUAAAAUUUAAAGUAAGUUGUAGCACUAACAAAGGGGAGCUGGAUGAUUUUGCAUGUGACAGUUUCAUUCAUUAGAGCUUUAAACGGAAAAAUUAUUGUUCUUAUGCUGAAAAUACAUUUUUCCUACUAAAAACUAAAAGAAUAUAAAUAAAUUGAUAGUAUUACAACAAUGGAGCUAUAAAAAAGAUUCUCAAUUACGAAAUAUACGUUCUUUUUAAUACAAGAAUGUUGAAUGAAAAUUUAUAAACAAACAUUUGCCUUUAACACAGUCACAUAUUUCACACUGAGAAAAAAAGAGGGUG
Messenger RNA from Phlebotomus papatasi, 1162 nucleotides. RefSeq lists its product as uncharacterized. The transcript is spliced from 3 exons. Bases 394 to 864 code for a protein of 156 amino acids. The record is from RefSeq and is a predicted model, not a curated record. Lineage: Eukaryota; Metazoa; Arthropoda; Insecta; Diptera; Psychodidae.